AUGGCGCAAUCACGGUCCUAUGCAGCGACUGCACCAACUCACGUCGAAUCCAGUGAUGACCUUGCCUACAUUGCAGGCAGAUUACUGAGCACUGAAGACUAUCCGCUUUGGCGUGUUGGCUGCAGGCUGGGUCUCGAGGAGGAAGCCAUGUUUUUGCUCCUGCUGAAGGUGAGGGAAGAGCAUCAAAUCCGUUCUGCGUUCACGUGUGGGUCGCUGCGAGGUUGGGUCUACCUGGAGGCCCUCAUGAAUCCAAAUCUCAUCCACCUCCUCGAGCGGACACCCAGAAUCAUUCACACCAAACAGGGCAUUGUACAGCACGGAAUCAAACCCUCGGAUUGGCUGCGAAUGUUGACAAUGACAAACCCUGACACUUCCGUGGAAGUGAACCAGUGGGUCCGAGUCCGUAAGGGAAUCUACAGAGGCGACGUUGGCCUCGUUGUUAAAGUAGAAAGUUGGGGAGUAGAAGUGCUCCUGGUUCCCCAUCUGGCGGCACCCAUUAUGGAGCCUUCAUUGAAGCGAAAACAAUCUGUUGUUCCCCCCAAACCAGCUUUAUUUGAACCCAACGUCAUCAAGUAUCUCUACGAUAUCAAUCCCAUCCAAAAAUCCAACAGAUCGUACACCUUCCGUGGACUUCAUUUUGAACACAGACUCCUACAGAAACAUUACGACUUUCACUCACUCGCCUCUACUGCUGUUGACAUGCCAUCUUACUUCUUCCUUCUGUUCAAAGCCAGCGACCACCCCAGCCUUCACACAUCCAGAUUUCCUCGCCCUCGAGAAUGGAUCUUCGAACAAGGCGAACGUGUUAUCAUCCGUUCUUCAGGCAAAAGCGGCGUAGUGGCUGUCAUUGGAACUAACAACUUGGAAGUCGAUCUCGGAGCAGAAAACGGUAAAGAAAAUUUUCCCUGGAGUGAUAUCCAGAAGGAUGUUCGCAUUGGGGAUUCAUUACCGUUACAAGCGGACAACUCCAUGGCACAACAGGACACCGAUCUCAGCAGUUCCCUCAAGGAAUUCGAAGUCCAUCAGAAUUGGCUGAAAGUUACCACUGCCCCGUUCCUCUAUGCAUCGCGCGCACCCAGCCAAGUCCUCCCACUUUUCAAAGACCAAGUGCCAUGGAUCAGCACCUCUGUCACUAUAUUCAGAAUUGGUCAUCCUUACAAGGGACAUUCUGGCGUCGUCAAAAAUGUUCUCCGCAGCCAACCAACAGAUAGCGGGCUGAGAAUCGAGAUGCAACUCACCUACCUGGAUCCCUCAAAGCCUUUCCCACUCAUCAUUGUCGACUAUGGUGAUGUCAUUGAAACAAUCACCGCGCUACAGCUGUUCAACUACGCCAAACCCACAAGCAUGCUCUUCAAGCUGAAUGAUUACAAGCCAUGGCCUGCACUGUUGCAGGUGUCAACCUCUGGUGGGCCAACUCGGACUCCUGCACCUGCAACACCUGGCUGGAGUCCGUCUUUGCAACCCAUUUCAUCAACACCUGCCUGGGAUCCUUCAUCACGAACACUGAUUUCUUCCCCCAUGUCACCCAUCACCACCACCAGCAGUACCACCCUGCCGCUACAAGAAUUGCCUCAUCAUUUGCUUUUGGACCCAUGCCUGGUUGGCACAACCCUAAAGAUUAUUGUAAACAGUGGUAGCUACAGUGAGGAGCUUUCUGUCACCAUCGAUGAGGUCGACGGACAGGUCAGCAUCCGCCAUGUUGUAUAUAACAAAUUGACUGGCCUUCCUCCAGAGUGGGUCUCACCGAAACAUCUGAAUGCGACACAUGACAAUGGACUUCUUGUUGUCGUCAAAGGCAAACACUGCAGCAAGUAUGUUCAACAAAUCCACCAUAGGCACCACGAUGGACAGGUGCUCAUGAACUUGGCUGUUGUGAGGAGGUCACCCAGCACAGCGGACACACUUUUGGACAAACAACUGGAACUUACGAUGGACUUUCUUUGUGUAGGCUCAGAAUCCAAGGAGGAGAAGAAGCUGAAUAGUUCUCUAAUGACCUCUCUACAGGAUGAUGUGCGCAAACUAGCUCAUGGAUAA
This is a messenger RNA of Cyclocybe aegerita, 2034 nucleotides long. NCBI's taxonomy places the organism in Eukaryota, Fungi, Basidiomycota, Agaricomycetes, Agaricales, Hemipholiotaceae. The record is from the annotation of a GenBank genome assembly.